Messenger RNA from Medioppia subpectinata, 698 nucleotides. NCBI's taxonomy places the organism in Eukaryota, Metazoa, Arthropoda, Arachnida, Sarcoptiformes, Oppiidae. The record is from the annotation of a GenBank genome assembly.
AAGGGCACGUAUUCACGCAAUGGUUAUAUCUAUGCAUCGAUCGCUGGAACCGUUAAGAUUGUGCACAACGAUGACAACACUAAGACACUGGAAGUGCUGAGAGUGGACCGCAACAGACAUUUAGUGCCACAAAUGGACUCAAUAGUGACGUGUCGGGUGCUGUCAAUGACAGAAAGUGUGGUGAAAGUGAGCAUUCAUUGCAUCGAAGGACAGGUCUUGAAACAGCCGUUUAGAGCUUUGUUGAAGAAGGAGAACAUCAGAGGAAUGGAGACCGAGAAGACACAGAUCUGUAAUUCAUUUAGACCUUCAGACAUAAUACUGGCAAAAGUGAUUGGUUUUGGGGAGAAUAACAGCUAUUUGUUGAGUACCGCUCAAAACGAGUUGGGAGUUGUGGUCGCACUCAACCAUUCAGACAUAAUACUGGCAAAAGUGAUUGGUUUUGGGGAGAAUAACAGCUAUUUGUUGAGUACCGCUCAAAACGAGUUGGGAGUUGUGGUCGCACUCAACCAUUCAGGAAUACCAAUGAAACCCAUGAGUUGGACAGAGAUGUCGUGUCCGAUCACAUACGCUCGCGAACAGCGAAAAGUGGCUCAAUUGGCCAACCCUUCGGACACUGAACACAUUCAAUGACAUACGAGUCAAUAGUUAUAGAAAAUACUAUUUUUACACAAUAUAUUCAUUUCAAUUGAGAGAAAGCA